AACGGAUAAGAAAGGUAGAAGAGUGAAGCAUCAUCAUCAUCAUCAUCAUCAUCGUGUAUCUCCCUUUCUCACUCUCAUCAUCACACUCUGAAGAAGAAGAAGAAGAAGAAGAAAUGAGUUUGAGUUUGGCACCUCUAACUUGCUCAAACUUGAACCUUGAUUCUUCGCACUCUCUAUUUGCUGCUACACUCAGAUCAAAACCAUACCUCUCUCUGCAUUAUCCUUAUCCACCUUCCAAACUCAUCCGAACCCGUUUUCCAAUCACUCGCGCUCAGUCUCAAAAUGGAGCUGCGGUUGCUCCUCAAGCUCAACCUCAACCUGACUCUAAAUAUGGAAGACAGUACUUCCCUCUAGCCGCUGUUGUAGGCCAAGAUGCUAUCAAAACUGCACUUUUGCUUGGGGCCAUUGACCCUGGGAUUGGAGGGAUUGCCAUAUCAGGAAAGCGAGGAACUGCUAAAACUAUAAUGGCGCGUGGAUUGCAUGCGAUACUGCCGCCUAUUGAAGUUGUUGUAGGUUCCAUGGCCAAUGCUGAUCCAUCCUGCCCAGAAGAGUGGGAAGAUGAUCUUACCGAACGUCUGGAGUAUGAUUCUGAUGGAAAUAUUAAAACUCGUAUUAUCAAGUCUCCCUUUGUUCAGAUUCCUCUUGGAGUCACUGAGGACAGACUCAUUGGAUCAGUUGAUGUUGAGGAGUCUGUGAAAACUGGAACAACUGUUUACCAGCCAGGCCUACUUGCAGAAGCUCAUAGAGGUGUUUUAUAUGUUGAUGAGAUAAAUCUUUUGGACGAGGGAAUUAGUAAUUUGCUCCUUAAUGUAUUGACUGAAGGGGUAAAUACUGUUGAAAGAGAGGGAAUUAGUUUUAAGCACCCCUGCAGGCCCCUUUUGAUUGCUACCUAUAACCCUGAUGAGGGUUCUGUUCGCGAACAUCUGCUAGAUCGUGUUGCAAUUAAUUUGAGCGCAGAUCUUCCAAUGAGUUUCGAAGACCGUGUUGCAGCUGUUGGAGUUGCUACAGAAUUUCAGGAAAACAGUGGCCAAGUAUUUAAAAUGAUUGAAGAGGAAACUGACACUGCAAAAACUCAGAUCAUCUUGUCUAGAGAGUAUCUAAAGGAUGUUACUAUUAGCACAGAACAAUUAAAAUAUCUGGUUAUUGAAGCUUUACGAGGUGGUUGCCAGGGACACAGAGCUGAGCUAUAUGCUGCCCGUGUUGCAAAAUGCUUAGCUGCUCUGGAGGGACGUGAAAAGGUUUUUGUGGAUGACCUAAAAAAGGCUGUAGAAUUGGUCAUUCUCCCCCGGUCAAUCAUUACUGAGAAACCACCAGAGCAACAAAAUCAGCCACCUCCACCUCCACCGCCUCCACAAAACCAAGAAUCUGAUGACGAACAGAAGGAAGAGGAAGAGGAAAAGGAAGAGGAAGAACAAGAGGAGGACGAGGAUAAAGAGAAUGAGCAACAGGAAGACCAAUUACCUGAAGAGUUUAUUUUUGAUGCUGAAGGGGGCUUCGUUGAUGAAAAACUCCUCUUCUUUGCCCAACAAGCACAGAGAAAACGCGGGAAGGCUGGACGGGCAAAAAAUGUCAUAUUUUCAGAAGACAGAGGCCGAUACAUCAAGCCAAUGCUUCCGAAGGGCCCUGUAAAGAGAUUAGCAGUUGAUGCAACCCUUAGAGCUGCCGCACCUUAUCAAAAGUUGCGAAGGGAAAAAGACACUGAAAGCCGUAGAAAAGUAUAUGUUGAGAAAACUGACAUGAGGGCAAAGAGAAUGGCACGUAAAGCAGGAGCAUUGGUGAUAUUUGUGGUUGAUGCAAGUGGAAGCAUGGCUUUAAACAGAAUGCAAAAUGCAAAAGGUGCUGCACUUAAGCUUCUUGCAGAAAGUUACACAAGCAGGGAUCAGGUAUCUAUAAUUCCCUUCCGUGGUGAUUCGGCUGAAGUUCUCCUGCCACCUUCUAGAUCAAUUGCGAUGGCAAGGAAACGUCUUGAAAGGCUUCCAUGUGGAGGAGGGUCCCCCCUUGCUCAUGGACUUACCACCGCUGUUAGGGUUGGAUUAAAUGCAGAGAAAAGUGGAGAUGUUGGACGGAUAAUGAUUGUUGCUAUCACCGAUGGCAGAGCUAACAUAUCAUUGAAAAGAUCAAAUGACCCUGAAGCUGCUGCCGCUGCUGAUGCCCCAAAACCUUCAGCGAAAGAAUUGAAGGAUGAAAUUCUUGAAGUGGCUGGGAAGAUAUAUAAAGCAGGAAUGUCCCUCCUUGUCAUCGACACUGAAAACAAGUUUGUUUCAACGGGUUUCGCCAAGGAGAUUGCUAGAGUUGCCCAAGGGAAGUACUAUUAUUUGCCAAAUGCUUCAGAUGCUGUUAUCUCAUCUGCAACAAAGGAAGCUUUAUCAGCUUUGAAGAAUUCAUAAAACCUAGUGAGAAUUGAGCAACCAAGCUCGACUUUUGCCUCUUUUCACCUAAUGUCAAUGUAAAUCAUGCAACUUUGUCUAAUUGGAAGGAAGCAUAUUCUAACACCAAGUUCCAUUUUUCCUUUUAUAAUCAGUUUUUUAUUAUUAUUGUAAAGUA
This is a messenger RNA of Lotus japonicus, 2544 nucleotides long. Its product is annotated as magnesium-chelatase subunit ChlD, chloroplastic. The transcript has 15 exons. Gene Ontology annotation, biological process: chlorophyll biosynthetic process. Gene Ontology annotation, molecular function: ATP binding; ATP hydrolysis activity; magnesium chelatase activity. The coding region runs from base 114 to 2387 and encodes 757 amino acids. Lineage: Eukaryota; Viridiplantae; Streptophyta; Magnoliopsida; Fabales; Fabaceae. The record is from RefSeq and is a predicted model, not a curated record.